UUCCCUCCGAAGUCACCAUCGCGAAGUAGAAACCUUGCCUGCCUCCAAAGCUCACCUUCGCCACGCACCCUUUCACACACACACCCAGAUUCAGAAUGAGUGAACCAGAGGGAGGAGAGGAGGAAGACAGAGAUGAGAGCGCGAGCGAGAGACCAGAGAGUGAGAGGGGGUCACCGCCGCAAUGCCGCUGCAGCUGCUGCCAUCGCCGUCGUGGAGGAGGGAGUCCGGAGGAGAGAGAGAGAAAGACGAUUCGCAGACGAGAUGGAGAGAGAGGACGAAGACGCGACGCGAGAGAGGAGGUUGUUCCGCCGUGCACUGUCGUCGCUCCUGGGGUCAAUUGAAGCCGCCGCCGCUGCUAGGGCUUGCCGUGCUCCUGUCCUCACUUUCGGCUUCUACGAUUACUUCCUGCGUUUCAUCGGUGCCGUUUUCGACGCCAAGGGUGCGGAUGCAAUUCUCUCUUUUGAAAAGUUCUGCUGCAAUCUCCCCAGACCUCUUCUUCAGGUUCCGAUUUCUAUUUGGAUUAGUUUUCUCAAUUCGAUUUUGAUCCAUCUGCUAAUUAAUUGGGUUGAUUAAUACCAGAUCAUAUAC
Messenger RNA from Arachis ipaensis, 588 nucleotides. The record is from RefSeq and is a predicted model, not a curated record. NCBI's taxonomy places the organism in Eukaryota, Viridiplantae, Streptophyta, Magnoliopsida, Fabales, Fabaceae.